Drosophila ananassae is the source of this 1919-nucleotide messenger RNA. RefSeq lists its product as uncharacterized. Bases 294 to 1160 code for a protein of 288 amino acids. The record is from RefSeq and is a predicted model, not a curated record. The transcript is spliced from 4 exons. Lineage: Eukaryota; Metazoa; Arthropoda; Insecta; Diptera; Drosophilidae.
GCGAAUGCCUCGUCGAACUGUAGUUAGUUGGUUGAAGACUUCGUCCGAAUACAUUUGCCAGCGGAAAAGCGGAAAACCCAUUUUCACGACCUCGUUCGCGACAUCGCUUAUCGGUUCGUGGCUUCGUCUCAUUUUCCAUAGCACGCUUAUCAGCGCCACGCUCCGUGGAAAUGCCGUCGGUGAAAUUACAACUGUUCAUUGCCUAAUUCCGUGCCACUCCUGUUACUCGUCACAUAUCAACUGCGUGGAAUUUUAGACAUCUGGAAGCAGGUGCAGCACCUGCACCGUUAACCAUGUUUUGGAUUUUACGACGCACUGGCGCCGCCAACUUCUUCAACUCCUUCAACAACAAUUGCAGCUUCUCGAAGAGCAGCUCAGGCGGCGGGAAUCACAGCAACAGCACACAAGACAAAUAUGUGAAGCGUCCCCCACGGAAGGCGUACGGCAGACUCAGUGCCGAGGCCGACGAUGCCGUGUCACUUGGCCACAAAAUCGAUGAUCCGUUCGAUGAGCUCGACGACUUUGAAAUGCUGGCAGCAAACUCCAGUGCCGGCUGUAGCAGCGCCAAUGGCAAUGCCAAUGUGCCACCAGGUGAAGCCAAUGGCAACGUCAAUGUCAACACCAGAGGAGGAGGUGCGAACGGGAACGGGAAUAUGAACGGGAAUGGGAACCUUUCCCUACUGCCCUGCACAGAUGCCGAUUGCCAGGGUAACUACGAAGUGGAGAGCGCCCUCUGCGAGCUGGGCCUCUGCCAGGCGAAAGCCAAAACAUCAAAGGAUCUGACCGGGGGGGCCACGUCAACAUCGAAGGAGAUUAACGAAAACACAAUAAGUCGACUGCAUGCCCUGGCCAUGGCCGACGACGAUGAUGACUACGAUGAAUCACUAACCUGCAACGUGUGCGACCGAGCUUUCCAUUGUCACCGACAGCUGGCAUCCCACCAGCAGAAGAAGCGUCAUUUCGGGUGCAGUGGCUGCGAUAGUCUGUUUCCGUCAUUAAUGCUGCUGGAACACCACAAGGAGGAGUUCGAGCACUGGAGCGACGAGGAGAUGGGACGACGGGUGUGCUGUCGCCGGAAUCGGUGCGAUGACGAUUACUUUACGGAUACGGACUCCUUCAUCAGCGACGCGGAGAGCGAGGAUCUGGAGAGGCUGUUGUAAUUGCCGAAGACUGGCCGGGAUUGGAUGGAAAGAGCCGGGAUGGGACGGCCAGGACGGGAUGGUGGACUGAAUUUGAAUUUGAACCCAACCAUGUGGACGGGGAGCCUGGGCCCGGGGUCUGUCCGACCGCAUUAAUGCCAAGGCAGCUGCCGAGGCCUGGACGAGUGUCCUGUGGCGCCAACUGGAAUGAAAGGACCUGGCACUGGGACUGAAACGAGGGUCGUGGACUGAGGUCCUCAGCUUCUGAUGAAGAUUGACACUGGGGCGGACCGCUUGUCGCCCUAAUGAAAAUGAAUUAAACCCUAAUCUGGCUGAACGCAAAGCCUGUGAAGCAAACAAUGAAAAAUGUUGGCUAAAGCCCGAAAACCCCAAAACCCAAAAAAUCCGAAACGCAAAACAAACCCAGCUGAGAUGGCAGAAAAAAGAAAAAACCAACAAGAUAUAAAAUACUUGUAGACUGUGUUGUCGCAAAAACUCAUGAGAGAGCAUAUUGUAUUUUUAGAGUUCAACUACGAGACCCCGAGCAGGGGUCUAAAAACCAAAGUUAUAUAUAUGUAACUAUAUAAUUGUAAAUGUAUAUCUAUGUGUGUGUAUAUUGAUCUAGUCGAAUACGAAACUCCAUAAAUGGAAACCAUAUCAUAAUGUGCAUAUGUCUAAACCCUGAAACCCUGAAAUUAAGCGAAACUAUUUACCAAAAGCAGAAACCAAUAACUGAAAACCAUAAAGUAUUUUUCAAUAAAUAAAACUGUGCAAAUCAAA